AUGGGUGCAGCAGUUCGGGGGAGCCAGCGGCUAUGCGCGGCACUGGCACGGUGGCAUUGGACUGGCAGGGGGCCCUCUUUGAACCCGCUUUCUCCUCCUCCACCAGCGCAUCAGAGGGGAAAGAUGGUGAAAGAAACGGGCUACUACGACCUCUUGGGCGUCAAGCCGGGCGCCACCUUGGACGAGAUCAAGCGAGCAUACCGGCGGCUGGCGCUGAAAUACCAUCCCGACAAGAACCCCAGCGAAGGAGAGCGGUUCAAGCAGAUCUCGCAAGCCUACGAGGUGCUGUCGGACACCCAAAAGAGGGCGCUGUAUGACCGGGGCGGGGAGCGGGCCAUGAAAGAAGGCGGCACUGGAGGCCGAGGAGGAUUUGGGUCCCCGAUGGACAUAUUCAACAUGUUCUUCGGAGGCGGGGUGCGGAUGCCUGGCCGGCCAGAGAGGAGAGGAAAGACAGUGGUGCAUCCGCUCUCGGUGACCCUGGAGGAUCUGUACAACGGCACCACCCGAAAGCUGUCCCUGCAGAAGAACGUCAUCUGCAGCAAGUGCAACGGCUGCGGGGUCCGGGAAGGCGUUGACAGCAGGUGCCCCAAGUGCCAUGGCACCGGCAUGGAGUUUCACGUCCACCAGUUGGGGCCCAGCAUGAUCCAGCAGAUCCAGACCAUGUGCUCGCAAUGCCAGGGCCAGGGCGAGUGGGUCCGGCCCCUCGAUCGCUGCCUCACCUGCAAUGGCAGGCGGGUGGUGCGAGAGAAGAAGAUCCUGAAUGUCCACCUGGACAGAGGCAUGCAGGACGGGCAGAGGAUCACGUUCCACGAGGAAGGGGACCAGGUGCCCGGCCUAGAGCCUGGGGACGUGGUCAUCGUCCUGGAUCAGAAGGAGCACCCUGUCUUCCAGCGCAUCGGCAACAACCUGGUCCUCCGAAAGGAAAUCAGCCUGGUGGACGCUCUGUGCGGCUUCAGGCAAGUUGUCCGCACUCUGGACAACAGGCCCCUGCUCGUCUCCUCACAGCUUGGUGACGUCAUCCGGCCGGGAUCCGUGAAGUGCGUCCCUAACGAGGGCAUGCCCGUCUACAGAAACCCCGCCCAGAAGGGCCGGCUCAUCAUACACUUCCAGGUGAGAUUCCCAGAGCCAGGCUGGCUCUCCCCGGACCGUCUCCGCCAACUCCGCACUUUCUUCCCCCCCCAAGAAGAGGUCAUGGCGACGGAGGACAUGCAGGAGGUGGAACUGAACGACUACUUCUCCCAGCCGGGACACUGGUGGCAACCCCACGCCGGCGAGGCCUACCACGAAGACGACUUCGAGGAGGCCUCGCGCCCGCACGUCCAGUGCCACACGUCGUAG
This is a messenger RNA of Emys orbicularis (European pond turtle), 1338 nucleotides long. RefSeq names its product dnaJ homolog subfamily A member 1-like. Gene Ontology annotation, biological process: response to heat; protein refolding. The transcript has 7 exons. The record is from RefSeq and is a predicted model, not a curated record. Gene Ontology annotation, molecular function: ATP binding; Hsp70 protein binding. Lineage: Eukaryota; Metazoa; Chordata; Testudines; Emydidae. Bases 1 to 1338 code for a protein of 445 amino acids. Gene Ontology annotation, cellular component: cytosol; cytoplasm.